AUGGCACGAUCAAAGAAGGGGGCAUCAGACGUCGUUCAAAAGAAGCCGAGGCGGAGGAAAGAAUCAGCUAUCCUGAAGUCAGCUUUGGCUGACAUCCAGAAAUGCAAGGAACUUGGAAUUGAAACGCACCUCCAAGCAAACAAGACCAGGAGCAGCUAUGCUGGCCAUGUACGCCGGGGACGCGAGUGGCUCGCGAGCCAUUUUGAUGCACCAAGCUGCUCCGCUGACGAGGGGGACUGCUCAGUGCCCAAAGAGCCUUUGGUACAGCCGGUGGCACUGUCAGUGCCCUCUUUCGUUAGAGACAAUCCAGACAGCGAUGUGUAUGCAGAUCCUGCCUUCAAAGAUGCGUUCGGGUGCACGCCAAACCGAUGCUCCGACAAGGCGCUGGCCCUCUUCAUGUCCCUGAAGGGGUUCCACGAAAACCUCAGCAAGAACACGGUCGAAAGUAUCCGCGCAGCAUUCAAAAAGCUCUGGGAGCAAGCGGAUGGCGGCACGUUUCGUGGAAAGUGGAGUUUCAAUGAGGCGAGACAACGCUGGGAGGGAAAUCCAGCCGACUCAGCGGAAGUUUACGACGUGAUGGCAUCUGUCAAGCACAAGGCCAGCGCAGAGGGCGGAGAUCGAACUCACUCGAUGGCAAUGACAAAAGACUUCAUGGAUCGCAUGCUCCAAUGGCAUGAGGCCGCAUGCCCACUGGAGAUCGCACUGCAGGCCAUCCAGCUACUCACUCGCCAUCUUGAACAGGUCACUUUCGAUGCUGGCGCAUGGACCUUAUGGAGCAGGUAUUACAUCUCGCUCGACACAAUCCUGCUGGACACCGUCAUGAAAAAGUAUCUGGCACGCGAGCCACUGACACUCAGCGACAGCAACACCUAUUUUGAAAUAUUCCUCUCGAACCGAAAAGGAUGGCAGAAAAGGGUCGAUAAGGGCAUCUGCGAGGCAGACCUUAGGUCCAACCACUACAAGAUAUUUCCCCGCCCAGACAUGCCUUCCUGCGACAGCUUCAUCUGGAUGUUGCUCUGGAUCAAAUGGCUCGAGUUUUUUCAUUACGGGCGCACACUCGGGCCAAACGACUUCAUCUUCCCUUUGAUGGGUGCCAAUGGCAUCAUGCAGCCUGGACAGCCUCUCUCCCAUGACACUGUGCAAAAGUGGAUUGACGAGGCAACGACAGGUGCUGGCAUCCUAGGCUGUUUUUCGACUCACUGCUUCCGCCGUGGAGGUGCCCAGUAUUGGUUUAUGUUCGCACCGGUUGGUCAGCGGUGGUCACUUGCCAUGGUUCGAUGGUGGGGAGGAUGGGCUGAUGGUGAACAGCGAAACACGCUCAUUCGUUACCUUCUCGACGAACUACACACCUAUGAGACCGACUACAGUGAUGCCCUCGCUCCUUUCUCCCGCGAAGCUGAAUCCUCCCUUGCAGGCGAGCAGGCACUCAUGAGGCCAGCAUCCACUGAGGAGCUGCGCAUGGUUCAUGCAUCCGUGACCGCAGAUGUCAAUCGUUUGCGAGUUGACGUCAGUGCAGUCAACGACUCGCUUCGGUCACUCACCAGCAUGGUCCAGGCCACUUCAAGUUGCCUGAAGGCUGCUGGACACCUACCUCCAACACAGCUCGAAGAAGAUCCCCGCUUCACCCUUCUCCGAGUCUCCGCAUCUGGCAGUGCAGAGUCUCCUCAGAUUUCAACUCCUCGGCAUGUCCAUCCACCACCAACACACUCCCGUCCUCUGUCAUCUGUCCGCAGGAGCCAUGGCCACGCACACAUCACUCCAACUACUCGACCACUGCCAUCUGCUGCUGCGCACACAGCCUCGACUCAACAACUUCCAAGCAACGGUCUUGUCAUUCCACGGCUGCCACUCGUCCGUUCGAACGGGUUGAAGACUCCGAAGGCCGAGUCCUGGAGGGACAUCAUCACGCACUGGCUCGUCGGUGACCCCGACAGAGGGUUGAAGACGCCACUCAAGGACUGGCCGCAGGAGUGGUACCAAGGCCCGAACCGGAAGCUCGCAAUGCAGUACCAGAACAGGGCCGUUGUUGCGCGCGAGUUCAUCAACCAUUACCAGUCAGACGAAGCCCUCUUCCUUGCAGCCUACCCAGAAGCCGAGCGGGGACACACCCCACUGCUUGCAGCCGUCAACAAGGCACGGGCUGCACGAGGAGAGCGUGUCCGUCGCAACAAAUGACACGGAGGACUCUCACUUCGGAACCAUACCAACUACUGCCGCCCACUCGAACGCUCGUAACUUGUAAGUACUAUAACCACGAAUCACUUCAUAUUGCAAAGGCCACAUGCCAGGACUGUUGAUACUGUACAUUCCCGCACCUACUUCUCUACCCUAGGUACUUCCUCGCCGUACUCUCUCCUUCCCAGCGCUAGUUAGUUCCCCCAACUCUUUCGUGCUUCUUUCCUCCGAGUCCGUCUUUCCCGCGUGCCUUCUAAGUUCUUGCAAGUUGGUUUCGAAUGUCCUGAGGUCCGGGAGGUCCACACCAACGACGAAAAUCAGACACAAAGCCUAGUGAGCGAGCGAGCGAGUGAGUGAGCAGGCCUGAACCUGCGCGUCGGCGGCCGUCACGCGCUCCGCUUUUUUCGUACCCAUCUGCGUCCG
Molecule: messenger RNA, 2598 nt
Organism: Suillus discolor
Lineage: Eukaryota; Fungi; Basidiomycota; Agaricomycetes; Boletales; Suillaceae
Exons: 7
Coding region: 1-2175 (724 amino acids)
Biological process (GO): DNA integration; DNA recombination
Molecular function (GO): DNA binding
Source: RefSeq, a predicted model, not a curated record